Morchella sextelata is the source of this 2109-nucleotide messenger RNA. RefSeq lists its product as uncharacterized. Lineage: Eukaryota; Fungi; Ascomycota; Pezizomycetes; Pezizales; Morchellaceae. Gene Ontology annotation, biological process: regulation of DNA-templated transcription. Bases 1 to 2109 code for a protein of 702 amino acids. The transcript has 8 exons. Gene Ontology annotation, cellular component: RSF complex. The record is from RefSeq and is a predicted model, not a curated record.
AUGCCAGCAAAGCGCAAGCGCGGCGUUGAAGUCGCCGAAAAUGUUACUUCCUCGCCGCCGUCGUCGUUCGAACUGGAUCGUAUCAGAAACAUGGAAGAGUUUGCAGCAUUAGGGCAAUACCUAUUCAUGUUCGGUGUUGGAGCUUUGAAUCUGCCAGAUUUUGGGCGAGAAGAACUUGAGGGAGCAUUGUUAGCGCCACAAUCACCCUUAAUUGAGCAGAUAAAGUUGACGCUCAUCAAGAUGGUCACUUCGAAUGCACGUCUUUUGAUCGAACAAUUCGAUGACCAGGCUAGGAAGCAAUACCUAUUGAACGAAGCUAAGGCGAAUCCCUUUGAAGGUGAUGAUAUGGCUGCAAUAUCUUUCAAUGAUAUGGAUUUAUCUAUAAAGAUCCGUGUAUUGCACCAACUCUCCCUUUGGACCUUUAAAUAUCCGAAUGUGCUGCGUGAGAGGAUGGGGGUCAUCGAUAUAUCUGAAGAACUCCUCUGGAGGAUGGAACCUGCCGGUUAUGACAGUAAGAAUAAUGAAUACUUUAUACUUGACGAUAACCGUCUAUAUCGUCGUGCACCUUGGAAAGAAGGUGCUGUUUCACCCCCCAAAAAGAAGAAAUCUCAAACAUCACGUGCGGGGCGUAAGCGCAAGCGCAUACCAAAUAAUUCUAGUAUUGAUUCCGGUGAGGCCCUGGCAAAAGUCAAUGAGACUAGGGAGUGGGCAUGUGUUUGUAUAUCUUUGGGCGAUUGGGAAAAGUUUGUGUCGGGCUUAAAAGGCUCGAAAGAUGCCGACGAGAAAGCUCUUUAUGAAUACCUUAAUGGGGAGGUGUUGCCGGAAAUACAUCGGAGCGAGGAGCUUAAGCAAAAGAAACUGCUUGAUAUCGAGAAAGAACGGCAGAAGCAAGAAGCGGUAGCCAACAGAAAACGAUCCUCUCGUAUCGACGAAAAAAUGAUCCGUAAAAAGGAAGAAGAGUUAAAGGCUGCCGAAGAACGCAGGCAAGAGGAACUACUGAAGAAGAGCCAGGCUGAAGAGCGGAAACGAGAGAAGGAUCGAGAAGUCCGUUUGGUUGCAUAUGAGCGACAAAUUAUUCGACAAAAUAAAGCACGGGGAAAAAAGCUACAGACUCAAGACGUUGGAUGCAGCAGGGUUACGUCUGGUGACGAGAGCAGUGUCAAUAGUCGCAGGGCCUCAACGAGAGUACAAACAAGGAGAUCACGACGGUCACCCUCAGUCGAAGAAAAAGAAGGUGACUGGGUGUUUGAUUGCCGUUGUGGCGUCCAUGGGAAAAAACAUGCGGGCGGGUCCACAAUCAUUGCAUGCGACAAAUGUGCUGUCUGGCAACACCUUGCCUGUCAGAAUCUUCCACCCUCAUUUAUAGAAGGCGACUUUACCUGCGAAAGAUGUAUGCGGCGUGAAAUGGACAACAAAAAACGUGUUACGAUAAAACUCCACAUCGGUAGCUCAACCAAGAGUUCUCCAAUGGAUUUGCCCGAAGGUCAUGAGAAUACGCGGCCAAUCUUUCUUGAGUCAUCUAGCCAACCGGCAAGUCUCCCGCGGGCAUCUAAACCCGGGAUUCAAGAAGGAUCUAAACUUGAGACAUUCCUAGUUUCCGGACACAGUGGCGUUCAAGAACGUCAUGUGGAGGCAGAUACUCUGGGUCAUUUAAAGCCUACUAUGAAUCACACUGUAUCCGCAUUAAGCAAACUCAAGCCUGAUAAUGGGACAGGUGGUGACAGUGUUGCCAGUGUCCGAGAAGAGUCGGCACAAGCCUCAGCUGAUUUUCUCUUGCUCAUGGCUGACCCAGAACAUGGCAUAUCCGAUUUACAAAAAACGGGAAAUCUUGGUUUUGCCAACGGUGUGCAAAACUCCCGUAUUCUCGCAUCCCAGGAGGAGAGCUAUCAAUUCCACCAGGAGCCUUCGAAACCGUUGAAUGGUAACUCCGGUGCCGCACCAAGCGGCUUCGUAACAAGUCUAUCGUCGCCGUCAACUUGCAUCCCGUUUAUGGACAGCCAGAAUAAUAAUACGAGUGAUUCCUCCGGAAAGAGCGAUGCGCAUCCUUAUCAUGAGAACUCCAAUUCUCGAAACAUCUUUACCGGUCCGGUGAGUCCCGCAAAUUUUUAA